Messenger RNA from Tarenaya hassleriana, 656 nucleotides. Its product is annotated as multiprotein-bridging factor 1c. The transcript has a single exon. The record is from RefSeq and is a predicted model, not a curated record. NCBI's taxonomy places the organism in Eukaryota, Viridiplantae, Streptophyta, Magnoliopsida, Brassicales, Cleomaceae. Gene Ontology annotation, molecular function: DNA binding. Gene Ontology annotation, cellular component: nucleus. Bases 115 to 564 code for a protein of 149 amino acids.
CACCCCCCUCUUUCUCCAUGAUCAAUCAUAUCAUCGUUAUUUUUUUGAAUUUCAGUCUCUCUCUCUAAAAUUUCUUUCAGAUCAUUCUCUCUGUGUUCUCCACCAUCGACGACGAUGCCGAGCAGAUAUCCAGGAUCCGUGGCGCAGGACUGGGAACCGGUGGUGCUGCACAAGUCGAAGCAGAAGGCGCAAGAUCUCCGGGAUCCGAAGGCAGUAAACGCGGCGCUGAGGAGCGGAGCAGCUGUUCUGACGGUGAAGAAAUCGGACCGCGGAUCGAAUAGGAAGGGAUCGUCGGCGGUGGCGACGCCGGCUGUUAGCGCGAGGAAGCUGGAGGAGGCGGAGGAGCCGGCGGCGCUGGAGAAGGUGAGAGGGGAGGUGAGGCUGGCGAUCCAGAAGGCGAGGUUGGAGAAGAAGAUGUCGCAGGCGGAGCUGGCCAAGCAGAUCAACGAGCGGCCACAGGUGGUUCAGGAGUACGAGAACGGUAAGGCCGUGCCGAACCAGGCAGUGCUCGCGAAGAUGGAGAGAGUCCUCGGCGUUAAACUCAGGGGAAAGAUCGGGAAAUGACCUGUAGAAGUCACUAAUCAUCUUGUUAAUUACCAUAAUUGUAAUCGUUCAUCUUGAACCGUAAUCGUUAAUGGUUGAUUUUCUGCAUCCAA